AUGAAACACUGGGGAAACUGGGAAGAGAGGACACAUAGAAGGCUGUGGUCCAAGGUGAUUUUUGUGAGCUAUGAGCAGGGUCUAUGGAACCAGAGGGAGCACUCAGCUGUUCUGAAAACUGAAGGUGUGUGUGCUCGAGAUGAAACUGAAUGCUACUUAAGCAAGAGAUGUGCUUGUGUGCACAAAGCAAAGAAGAACACAGUAACUACUGGUGGAAAAUCUUACAAAACCAGAGUAAUCUGGGGAAAGAUAACUCAGGCUCAUGGAAACAGUGGAAUGGUUCAGGCCAAAUUCCAAAGCAACUGUCCUGUUAGGGCCACUGGGCAUAGAACCUGUGUGAUGCGGUACCGUUCAAGGAUUUAA
This is a messenger RNA of Bubalus bubalis (water buffalo), 363 nucleotides long. RefSeq names its product 60S ribosomal protein L35a-like. The record is from RefSeq and is a predicted model, not a curated record. Bases 1 to 363 code for a protein of 120 amino acids. Lineage: Eukaryota; Metazoa; Chordata; Mammalia; Artiodactyla; Bovidae. Gene Ontology annotation, molecular function: structural constituent of ribosome. Gene Ontology annotation, biological process: ribosomal large subunit biogenesis; cytoplasmic translation. The transcript has 2 exons. Gene Ontology annotation, cellular component: ribosome; cytosolic large ribosomal subunit.